Molecule: messenger RNA, 2043 nt
Organism: Eleginops maclovinus (Patagonian blennie)
Lineage: Eukaryota; Metazoa; Chordata; Actinopteri; Perciformes; Eleginopidae
Gene: agt
Product: angiotensinogen
Exons: 7
Coding region: 289-1671 (460 amino acids)
Biological process (GO): regulation of systemic arterial blood pressure by renin-angiotensin; regulation of apoptotic process; negative regulation of endopeptidase activity
Molecular function (GO): serine-type endopeptidase inhibitor activity
Source: RefSeq, a predicted model, not a curated record
CCUAAAGUCAACAUGAAGAGGGACAUUGUGUGGUCUCUCUCUGUCAGACCUCUUAAUCUAUAGCAGUAGCAGCGCGUCAGUACAAAGCGGGGUAUAAGUCAUGACAGCAGAGCCCCUGACUCAAUGCUGCUUUGGUUAAUCAGUAACCAUAGUGGGAGCAGCGAGGCUGGCCGGCUGUGUUAAAAUGAGGGAGCCGAGGAGCCUGGACCUCAUUCAGCAUCUCACUCAGCAGCAGCAGCAGACACACACGAAGAAUCCAGUUAAAGGGGACUAUCAACAUAAGGGAUAAUGUGGUCGCCUCUCGUAGCCCUCCUGCUCUGCUGCUACCUCUUAGGAAGUCAAGCCAACCGUGUAUACGUCCACCCCUUCAAUCUCUUUGCUUCUGAUAAUGUCAGCUGCGAGACCAUACAGAACGAGACGUCCAAGCAACUGCAGACGCUCCCUGUGGCCCCCCUUGAUAUCGAAGUACUGACACCAGACAACAGGGACCAGUCGAAUGUGGACGCACAGAGGCAUAACAUCACAGUGAGGACGGCGGUCCUGGCAAAGCUGGUGAACACUCUGGGCCUGAGGAUGUACGUGGCUGUCAGCAAUAAGCAGCAAGGCACCAACAUUCUCUUGUCUCCGGUCAACACCUUCGGGUCCUUAGUCACCUUCUACCUGGGAGCCUCCAAGAAGACAGCGAAGCUAUACCUGACGCUACUAAGCCUUGGCAGACAAACCGACAGGCAGGACUGUGUGUCCUUGAUGGAUGGACACAAGGUCCUCAAGACCAUGCAGGGCAUUAACUCGCUGGUGGACGAUGGACCAAAAGAUGAAAUCACCACCCAGGUCUGGACCUUCACUCGCCAGGACGCUCAACUGUCUGAGGACUUUAUUCAAGGCACACAGCAGUGCUCCGACACAUCCUUCACACGCAGCGUGGACUUCUCGCAACCUCUGGAGGCCGAGAAUCUGGUGAAUAGCUUUGUGGAGAAGACGUCAGAAGGGAGAUUGAAAGGCAUCUUCAAAGAUGUGAACUCCAGCAGUAAUCUGCUAUUUGUUUCUUCCUUCAACUUCCAAGGUAAAUGGAGGACAGCUUUUCAGCUAAAGAAGACCGCCCCGCAAGAGUUUUAUGUGGAUGAAACAACCACAGUGAUGGCUCCCAUGAUGAUCCACACGGGUCAGUACCAGUACUACAAUGAUCAGGUACAGCGGUGCACAGUUGUGAAGCUGUCUCUGAGCAAGCGCUCCUACAUGUUGUUGGUCCUGCCUCAUGAAGGUGUUAAAAUGCAGGACAUUGAGUCAAAGCUGCUCACAGACGUCAUGUCCGGCUGGCACGAGAGCCUCCAGGAGGGCCUGUUGGAGCUGUCCCUCCCAAAGUUCUCCUUGUCCUCUGAGAAUGAUCUCCGUGAAUUUCUGAGCAAUAUGUCUCCGGAAGUCGAAGACAAGCUGUUGGGCUCCCAGGCGGAGUUCAGUGGACUCAGCAACACCCAACCCUUUACUAUAGAUCAGGUGGUCAACAAGGUGCUUUUUGAGAUGUCAGAGGAAGGAGCAGAACUUCAGGAUAAGAUCCAGGAGGCGGGCGUCCCUCUGAAACUGUCCAUCAACCGGCCGUUCUUCUUCUCCGUCAUAGAGGGAGACUCAAGCGCCAUCCUCAUGCUGGGCAAGAUCACCAACCCUACUCUGUAAAAUGUGAUAGUACUCAAAAUAAUUUAGAUCAUAAUUUUGUUUUUCGGUUGAACACAUUUAUAUACAUGAAUAAUGAAGCACAUCCUCGCUCAGGAGGAUCUAUCAACAUUCAACAGUGUUAUUUCUCUCAACCUAGCUGAUCUCUUCUGUCUCAGUAUUUAUGAAAAGCUGUUACUUUAACUUGUUUUCAAGCAGCCUGUUUAAAACGCUAAUUUGUCUGUUUCUGUAUUAUAGCGGAGUUCUGUACAAUAAGUAGGUACAGCAACCACAAUUCUCCACGACGAAUGACUAAUACGUUGUAUAUUGUAACUAAGAGUUUAUUUUUUUUUUGUUACGAUUUGUGAUUGCUGAAAUAAAACAUUUGUAUCCAAA